Molecule: messenger RNA, 1374 nt
Organism: Boleophthalmus pectinirostris (great blue-spotted mudskipper)
Lineage: Eukaryota; Metazoa; Chordata; Actinopteri; Gobiiformes; Gobiidae
Gene: daw1
Product: dynein assembly factor with WDR repeat domains 1
Exons: 13
Coding region: 130-1374 (414 amino acids)
Molecular function (GO): protein binding
Source: RefSeq, a predicted model, not a curated record
GCGCGUGCUUCAGACUCGUCUUUGUUUACAUUCCUUUGCGCAUGCGUCAUCUCUAUAGCAACUAAAUGUUGACGGGGAUCUGAGAUCCGCGGAGACCAUUGUCUGUGGCGGGGACCUAACUUUGACAAAAUGAAAAUAAAGCGCUUCUGUCUCAGAUAUUACCCACCAGGUAUUAUAAUAGAAUAUGAAAAAGGGGAACAGCUAAGGACAAAGUCAAUAGACCUUCUGGAAUUAUCAACAGAGACAGAUCCAGAUGAGCUGGUGACAGAGAUAGUAGAAUCAGAGCCUUUGAUCAUAGAGCACUGGGCUGAUCUGCUUAAAGAAAUGAUCAUCUGCCUUCAACAGAAGAAAACUCAGCAAAAUCAUCACAAGUUCUGCUUUGUCAAGGUUAUUAAUUUCUUACUACCACUGACAAAUGUUGCUUUUAACAAAUCUGGAUCGAAGUUCAUAACAGGGAGCUAUGACAGAACAUGUAGAGUAUGGGACACAGCGUCUGGCACAUGCCUUCUUACACUAGAAUCUCAUCAAAGUGUGGUCUACGCGAUUGCCUUCAACAAUCCUUUUGGCGACAAGAUUGCCACUAGUUCUUUUGAUAAAACAUGCAAACUGUGGUGUGCUGAGACGGGCAAGUGUUUCCAUACAUUUAGAGGACAUACAGCAGAAAUAAUUUGCUUGGCAUUCAACCCUCAGAGUACGUUAGUGGCGACAGGAAGCAUGGAUACUACUGCCAAACUGUGGGAUGUAGAGAGUGGUGAGGAGGUGGCCACACUGUCCGCUCAUAAAGAAGAGAUUCUUUGUUUAUGCUUUAAUACAGUGGGAAGCCAGCUAAUCACUGGCUCCUUUGACCACGCAAUGGCUAUAUGGGAUGUUCCUUCUGGAAGCCUUGUCCACACUCUGCGCGGUCAUCUUGGGGAGAUAAGCAAUGUGCAGUUUAACUGGGAUUGCUCACUUAUUGUUUCAGCCUCUAUGGACCAUACCUGCAAGUUGUGGGAGGCAUCCAGUGGGAAAUGUGUGGCCACACUAGAAGGACACAAAGAGGAGCUGCUGGAUGCAUGCUUUGAUUUAACUGGACACUUGGUGGCUACAGCCUCUGCAGAUUGCACAGCGCAAGUAUUUAGUGCAGUAACACAUGAACAUGUUUUAACCCUGAAGGGCCAUGAGGGUGAGAUCUCCAAGGUCUGCUUCAACCCCCAAAGUACUCGACUGCUGACUGCCAGCUCUGAUCGGACGGCUCGUCUAUGGGACAUUAAGACUGGAGAGUGUGUUCAAAUAUUAAGUGGUCACACUGAUGAGAUAUUCUCCUGUGCUUUCAACUACGAGGGAGACACCAUUAUUACAGGUAGCAAGGAUAACACAUGUCGCAUUUGGUACUAG